This is a messenger RNA of Leptopilina heterotoma, 7244 nucleotides long. RefSeq names its product DNA polymerase theta (gene DNApol-theta). The record is from RefSeq and is a predicted model, not a curated record. Bases 360 to 7136 code for a protein of 2258 amino acids. The transcript is spliced from 21 exons. Gene Ontology annotation, biological process: DNA-templated DNA replication; double-strand break repair via alternative nonhomologous end joining. Lineage: Eukaryota; Metazoa; Arthropoda; Insecta; Hymenoptera; Figitidae. Gene Ontology annotation, molecular function: DNA binding; ATP binding; DNA-directed DNA polymerase activity.
ACUUUAGUUGUUGACAUGUGUAAACCUCAGUUGUAAACGUUGUAAACAAUGGCUCUCUCGAGUCUUUCACAAGUUUUCAUUUAUUAUUAAUAAGGUUAUUAACAAAACUAUUAUAUUUGACAUAACUAAUCAACAUUUAUUUCAUCUCCAGUGAAAAAUUUCUAUUGUACAUAAACCUGCGAUUUUUUUUUAAUAUUAUAAACAUAAAAAUCUCUUUGAAAAUGUGCAAUAUUUAUACAUACAUACAAGUCAAUUAUUACUCAAUUACAAAUAAUAAGAAAUUUUAACGCAAGUAUAUUUCAUCAAAUACCAAAUUAUUAUUAUUCUUCUUAAACAAAAGUAAAGGAAAAAAAUCCAAAAUGCAAAAUUCGAAGAAUUUAAAAAUCUCAACGUCGAAAAUAAAAAAUACUUUUCAUCGUGAUAAAGAGAAUAUUGUGAAUAAAAUUUCAAAAGAAAAUACCAAAGAAGAAUCACUUCUCUUUAAGAGAACUGUGAGGAGGAAAAGAAAUGAAUCAAAAAGAGCUGUGAAAUUAAAUUUAAAUCUUCAAGAGAGAAAUAUUUUGGAGGAAGAAAAUGAAUUGAUUUCGCCACUUGGAAAUGAAAGUUCAACUAGUAAUAAUGAUUUUAAUACUAAUAUAUAUUUUGCCUCCACUCAAGAAGCUUCCAAUUGUACGACAAUUGAUUCACAGGGUUUUUCAGAUCAAUUGAAACUUUCCAAUUGGGGUUUACCUCGACAAAUCCUCAAGAAAUACGAAUCAAGAGGAAUUAAGUCAAUGUUUCCCUGGCAAGUUGAAUGUCUGUCGAAUGAACGAAUUGUAAGAGAAAAUAGAAAUCUUGUUUAUUCAGCUCCAACAUCGGCUGGAAAAACUUUAGUUGCUGAGAUUUUACUUUUGAAAACAGUAUUGGAACGAAAGAAGAAGGCAAUUUUUAUUUUGCCCUUUGUUUCGGUUGUUCGCGAGAAAAUGUUUUACUUUCAAGAUUUACUUUCGGACAGUGGAAUUCGAGUUGAGGGAUUUAUGGGAAGUGUAAUUCCCGCUGGUGGAUUUCAAUCUGUAAAUAUUGCAAUAGCAACAAUUGAAAAAGCAAAUUCAUUGAUAAAUCGUUUAUUAGAGGAAGAAGAUUUGAUGUCAAUUGGUGCAGUUGUUAUUGAUGAACUUCAUCUCUUAGGGGAUCCAAAUCGUGGAUAUAUUUUAGAACUUUUACUCACGAAACUCAGAUACAUAACACUCAAAUAUGAAGAUAUCAAGAUACAAUUAAUAGGAAUGUCCGCAACUCUUCCAAAUUUAUCGAUGUUGGCUGAUUGGUUGGAUGCGGAAUUGUAUAAAACAGAUUUUCGACCUAUUCCACUGGAUGAGCAAUGCAAGAUUGAGACGAUAAUUUAUAACCGAGAGCUGGAAUUAAUAAGGGAAUUACCAGUGAUACCGGAAAUAAGAAACGAUGUUGAGAAUAUUAUUCAACUCUGCAUUGAGACUAUCGAAGGUGGCCAUGGUGUAUUAAUAUUUUGUCCCACAAAAAAUUGGUGUGAAAAAUUAGCUCUGCAGGCGGCUUCGGCAUUUUUUAACAUAGGUCGUUCGAAUUCACAUUUAGGUCAGGUUUUGCAAACAACUUUAGAUGCAACGGCAAUUUUUGAAACUCUAGAGCAACUUAAACGAACGCCAACUGGUUUGGAUAGUGUUCUAAAAAAUACAGUUUCUUUUGGAGUUGCUUUUCACCAUGCGGGACUGACUAUCGACGAACGUGACAUCAUUGAAGGAAGUUUUAGAACUGGCUCUUUAAAAGUUCUCGUGGCAACUUCAACAUUAAGCACAGGAGUUAAUUUGCCAGCGAGAAGAGUUAUAAUUCGAUCGCCUUGUUUUCAUGGAAAACCAUUGGAUACUCUCUCCUAUCAGCAGAUGAGCGGACGCGCUGGUCGCAUGGGAAAAGAUACUGCAGGGGAAAGUAUUCUUAUUUGUAAAUCAAAUGAGAAGGCAGUUGCUGUAACUUUAUUAACUGCUUCACUGAAGCCGAUAGAAUCUUGUCUGGAAGAUUCUGGACCAUUAAUGCGAUCUCUUCUCGAAGCAAUUGCUAGUGAUAUUGUACGAACGCCUGAAGAUCUUGAUUGUUACAUAAAAUGUACUUUUAUCAAUUUACAAGAGGAAGGCGAGGGUUCAAUUUCCAAUGCAGUGAAGGAAGCUGUUCAAUUUUUAGUGAUUAACGAAUUUCUAAUGUUGCAGGAGAGUGAAGAGGAGCAUUUGAAAAGAUGGAGUGCAACUGCACUUGGAAAAGCAUGUCUCUCGGCUUCAGUUCCUCCCAAGGAGGGAUUAUUUCUCUUUGAGGAAUUACUAAAGGCACGAAAGUGUAUCGCUUUAGACACGGAAUUACAUGUUGUUUAUUUGGUGACGCCUUAUAAUUCAGGAUCGCAAAUUGGUCAAAUUGAUUGGAUGAAUUAUUUAGAAAUGUGGUCGACAUUGUCCGAACCAGAGAAAAGAGUCGCCAAACUUGUAGGUGUUGAGGAACGAUUUUUACUGACUGCAGUCAGAGGAAGUGUCGCACCAGGCAAAAGUCUAAAUAUUCAUAAGAGAUUUUACACUGCACUCGCUCUCUACGAACUUGUGAGAGAAAUACCUCUACACAAGGUUUGUAAAAAAUUUGGUUGCGGUCGCGGAUUGCUUCAAAGUUUACAACAAUCGUCUUCAACUUAUGCAGGAAUGAUCACCAGUUUUUGUAAGCAAUUAAAUUGGAAUAGUAUGGAAUUACUAGUUGCUCAAUUUCAAACACGAUUACAAUUUGGAGUCAGCAGGGAUUUAAUGGACUUGUUACGACUUCCAAGUUUAAAUGGCCUUCGAGCAAGAAGCCUUUAUAAAGAAGGAAUAACUAGUGUUGUUGAAUUAGCAGUCGCGAGCGAACUUGAAAUCGAACGAGCUUUGCACAAAGCUCUUCCGUUUGAAAGUGAAAGGGAACAGAAUGGAGAAGGACAAUUUGAACUUGCGAGACAAAAUAAAGUGAGAACAACAUUUAUUACUGGAAAAGAUGGUCUCACUACUCGUGAAGCGGCUUUACUUUUAAUUCGAGAAGCUCGAACUCUUCUUCAAAAUGAAUUAGGAGUCCGUGAUGUGCAAUGGGAGGAGAAGCCCCCGAGCGUAAUAAAAAUUUCGCAAGGAAGCAAUAUUUCUAAUUCAGAAAAACACCAAUCGAGUAGUGAAAAUCAGGAAAAAAUCGAUGGUGAUAAUCAACUGACACUAAACACUAAAAAUUCAUCAAAUCUUACCAAUAAAAAAAUAGAUAUUUCCAAAAAUGAUAAAAAUAUUACAAGAAAUAAACAAGAAUUGACAAUCGAAAGGACAAAAAUUUCACAAAAAUCCCCGAGAAAUGAGGAUAUUGAAGAAAGUCGUCACUUUAUUCUCGAACCAUUGGUUUUAUCAGAAAAUACUAUUCUGCCAAUUUCACAAAAAAGUGUUUACGAACAUAUUGACAAAGACGUGGAAAGCGCUUUAGAAGAGAUAAUUGUCAAUAAUAUUUUACUAGAGAAAGAAAAUGAAAAUAUUAAUCACGAAUCUUUCGAAAGUCCAAAUUUAUUCGACAGCGAAUAUUCAGUCAACGAUUGUAGUGCUUUAGAACAAAAUGUUUUGGGUUCAUUACGUCUCUCUGAUUUUGAAGCAACGAAUGUCUCGUCAAGAAAACAAUCAUUGCCGUCAACACAAUCAAAUAAUCAAGAAACUAAAACAUCAGAAACAAACGAUUCACCAAAAUUGAAUUCUUGUUCAAUUCAAGAAAAAGUCCAAUUGAACGAAAAUUUCGUAGCUAUUGAUUUAGAAACAACAUUCUUCGAGGGAAGUGCAUUUAACACAAUUUUAGGAGAAAAUAAAGUUAAUUUAAACGUAGGAAAUAUUCACGAAUCAUCAGAAAUUCGUGUAUCCGAUUUUGAAUUAACAGCACCCGAGAAACGUAAUUCAAUUCCCAAAAAUUUGGAAAUUACCACCGAAAAUGUACCCGAUAUUUCUGGAAUUCGAAUUUCUGAUUUUGAAGUGACACUCACUCAAAAUAAAUCAAAAGAAAAAUUACAAGAAGAGAAAGAAAUUGAAAAAGUUUUAGAAACUUGGACAAAAUCGGAUAUUUUUACAAAUUCAGAAAAUCAUUUAGAAGAUCAUCAAAGAAUUAACAAUCAAAUUGAAAACGAAAGUAAUAAAAAUUAUCUCUCAGGAAUAAAUGCCUCCGACUUUGAUAUAACAGACAAAAAUGACGAUACUGUACUCUUAAAAACAGACGCCAGUGAUUUAAAUAUAAGCAUUUUAUCUAAAUGUUCCUUGAAUACAACUUUAAAAACAACAAAAGAACUUUUGUCCGGAAUUAAUUUAUCCGAUUUUCUAAUAAGCAAACCGCCAACGAUUAAUGUAGGAAAAACUGAUCGAAUUACCGAAAAUCAAGCCGAGAGUAUAAAACAAAGUGUAAGACAAAGUCAAAAAGAAACAUCGAAAAAAAUUACUAAAGAAAUUUCCAAUUUAUCGAGAAUCAAAUCAAAUAUAAAUAUGAAUAACUUGGAAAUAACGAAAGUUAAAGUCGUUGCGAAAAAUUCUCAAGAGGCAAAAACAAAACCCGAUAGUUUAUCAUUUUGGGAUCAAGAUUCUUGGGACGGUGUUCAAAUGAAAAGAGCAAUUUGUGGUGAGAAGAGAAAAAAUGAAAAUGGUACAAAAAAUGAAAUAUUGACGAAAAAAAAAAUUGUGACGAAAGAUGUAAGAAAAGGAGGGAAAAGUACAAUCGGAAAGAGAAAAUUUUCCGUAGCGGAAGGUUCUCCGAUUGAAAUUCAAAGCAGAAAAUUUUCCGUCGCCGAAGGUUCUCCAAUUGCGAGUAUUGAAACAUUCGCCAAACGUCGUACUUCCAUCGUAACAAGUGAUUCAGAUUCCGAAGAUAUGUUCGUAUUUCAAAAAAAGAUUAAAGCCUCCUUACGAACACUAAUUAAUAAUACAAAUUCUGAGAAAAUUGAGCCGAGAAAUUUGGCAAAAACAGAUUUUUCAAAAGCAGGACCAAGUAAAAUUGAAAUGAAAAAAACACGUAAAACAUCCGUUGAAAAAUUAAUUCGAUCAAAUUUAACAAGUGCUUCGAGUUAUGAUGAUAGUAUCGUAUUUUCUGAUGACGAUGAUGAUGAUGAUGAUGAUGAUGAAAGUACAAUAGAAAAAUCAGUAGAGAAAAAAAUCCCCAAAUUAUCCAACAGUCGAAAUAAUCGUGAAAAAUGGAAACCCGCUAAUAUUAUAUCGAGUAAAAAAAAAUUAACACUUUUGAAACAAAAAUUAAUGAAACGAACGGACAUUGCAUUGUCAAUUCAUUGUGAAACAAUAGUUGAAGAUAAGGUUAUUAUUGGCGCGAGAAUUCUUGGCGUUGAAAAUAAGGAAAAUGAAAAAAAGAUGAAACAUGAGAAAUUUAUUUACAAAGAUAAAAAAAUUUGCGGAGUAGCAAUUUCAUGGGGAUUUCAAGCUCUUUAUUAUAUUCCACUUGACAAUGAACCAGAGAUAAAAGUAACAGUUAAGGAACGUGUAAAUUUUUUAAACGAAAUUUUGACGAACUCUUUGAUGAAUGUUCGAUGUCUUUUAUCGAGAAAACUUUACAAAUUAUUUUAUCUUUGUUGUGGAAUAAUUUCUUCUUGUAAAUUUAUUGAUCCAUCUGUUGCUGAUUGGACACUAAAUUCUGAGGGAAAAAACAAAAAUAUGAAUUAUUUGGUGGCAAAAUAUUAUCCCAUAGCUCAUGAAUAUUACGAAAAUCGUAAUGUACUACAAGAAAAUUAUGAGUUUACUGAAAAUGAAUCAACCAAGGAGGCUGUACUAAUUUGGUACAUUACGGACGUAAUUUUAAAGCAAUUACAUGAAAAGAGCACCACAUUGCUAACCACGUUUAAAGAUGUGGAAAUGGAAGUUUUGACUGUUUUGGGCCGAAUGGAACUUAGAGGUUUGGGUAUUAAUUUGCCAGCUUUGAAUGAAUUGUCCGACGUUAUUAAACGAGAAAUGUCACUUUUAGAAAAAAGAGCAUUUUACAUAGCAGGGAAAAAAUUUAAUUUCAUGUCUUCAUCAAGCGUCGCCCAAAUUUUAGGAAUACAGAAAGGAAAACGUACUUCGACCAGUAAAGCUGUUUUGGAACAGUCCAAUCAUCCAGUUGCCAAAUUGAUCAUAUCCUGGAGGAAAUUAAGCACUCUUCAAUCAUUGGUGGUGAUUCCGUUGUUGAAUGAGGCAGAAAAUUCGCGUAUUCAUGGCACCCACAUAAAUCACACUGUAACAGGAAGAAUUUCAAUGCAAGAACCAAAUCUUCAAAAUAUCCCUAAAGAUUUUAAUUCCGAGGAUAAUACAUUUGUGAUAAGCAUUCGAAUGGCUUUUAUUCCAACAGCUGGAAAUAUUAUGCUUUCCGCCGAUUAUUGUCAACUUGAACUUCGUGUUCUUGCACAUUUUUCCAACGAUUCAGUUCUUCAUUCAAUUAUGAAACAGGAGGGAACUGAUAUUUUCAAAAGUAUUUCUGCAAAAUGGAACAACAUCGAUGAAAAUAUGGUUGACGAUAAAAUUCGACAGAGAACAAAGCAGCUUUGCUAUGGAAUGAUUUAUGGAAUGGGAACAAAAUCACUAGCUGAAAGUUUAUCGGUUACUGAAGAUGAAGCUAAAGAAUUUUUGGAAACUUUUAUGAGAACAUAUAAAGGAAUUCGCUCUUGGCUAUCGAGUGUCGUUGAACGAGCUCGUAUCGAUGGUUAUGUAACAACAAUAACAAAACGAUGUCGAAUAAUUCCAGGCAUAUGGAGCGAGAAUAGAUCUGAAAAAUCACAAGCUGAACGACAGGCAGUAAACACGAAGAUUCAAGGAUCAGCGGCAGAUAUUGCUAAAAAAGCAAUGGUUCUCAUUGAUAAAAAAUUACAGGAAGAAUUUCCAAGCAGUCCUGUUAUUUUUCCUGCUCCGCGUCCGAGAAGAAAAUUGCGAAAUUCAGGAUCAAACUGCGAUUUUAAAGGAGCCUAUCUCGUUUUACAGUUACAUGAUGAAUUAUUAUUUGAGGUAAAUGCAAAGGAUUUACAUCAUGUUGCUGCUUUAGUAAAAGAAUCAAUGAAAAAGGCGUAUUCUCUCGAAGUGCCACUACCAGUAAAAUUGAAAGUUGGUCCAGCAUGGGGCGAUCUCAAGGAAUAUAAUUUUUAGAAAACAUCUCAAUUUAAUGAAAAAAUUUAGAAAAUUUUGAUCAUUCGAUUUACCAUUUACAAUUUUUUUUUCUCUUUUAAAAGAAACAGGCAAACAUGAUUUUUCGAU